UGGCGAGUUCUGUCCCAUUAAUGACUGUUCCCAAAGUUGUGCCUUACGAUUUCGGCCGACACCUCACCCGACACGACUUCCCCACGGGCUUUCUCUUCGGUGGGGCCACCUCUGCUUAUCAGGUAGAAGGAGCUUAUAAUGUGGGAGGCAGGGGAAUGACUAAUUGGGAUGCUUGGAGUCUUAUGAAGCCUGGUAAAGUGUUGGAUGGCGGCAACGGAUGCCGUGCUAUUGAUCACUAUCAUAACAUCAAGGAAGACGUGAAACUGAUGAAAGACAUGGGGAUAGAGACAUACAGGUUUUCGAUUUCAUGGACCAGAAUUUUGCCUGGUGGACAAUUGAGCACCGGUGUAAACAAGGAAGGCGUCAAGUUCUACAAUGACAUGAUUGACUUAUUAAUUGAAGCAAGAAUUGAGCCAAUUGCUACUAUCUUUCACUUCGAUACUCCGCGAAGCUUGCAAGACGAAAUUUUUUACAUGAUACAAUGUGGGAUGAAUGCGCAGGCUGUCCAAGGAGGCAAGAUAGGCAUUGUAGUUGUACGGUUGUACCUACCAGUUGGUACUUUCCAUUACUCUGAGAAAAAGGAAGAUAAAGAAGCUGCUGUAAGAGCUGUUGAAUUUAUGCUGGGAUGGUUUGUCCAGCCAUUAGUGAGCGGCGAGUAUCCGGACAGCAUUGCAAACGCGCGUGAAAGAGCGGCUGCCCAAGUUUACGGAAAAGGAGAGGAAGAAACUUACAAGAAAAAGCAGCCUCAUGACCCAACAAACUACUAUACAGACCAGGAGGUCGAAUUUCACACUAGUAAAAAUGGAAUUCCAAUUGGCCCUCAGGGGUGGAUGAAAAGAACAAGCAGCAGCUUGGUCCAGAUAGCACUGAAAGACGACUACAGAAUUAAGUACCAUCAGCAACAUCUUGCAUACAUUAAGCGUGCUAUAGAUGAAGAUAAAGUGAAUGUGAAGGGAUAUGCUGUGUGGUCAAUAUUUGACAAUUACGAACGGGCCGCGGGCUGGUACAUGAAUUUCCUCAACAAAAAGAAGCUUCCGGGUCAUUUCUGGAAUCCAAGGAAGUUCACAAGGGUACAAAGGGCC
Messenger RNA from Striga asiatica, 1082 nucleotides. Lineage: Eukaryota; Viridiplantae; Streptophyta; Magnoliopsida; Lamiales; Orobanchaceae. The record is from the annotation of a GenBank genome assembly.